This is a messenger RNA of Coffea eugenioides, 585 nucleotides long. Its product is annotated as receptor-like protein 46. NCBI's taxonomy places the organism in Eukaryota, Viridiplantae, Streptophyta, Magnoliopsida, Gentianales, Rubiaceae. The record is from RefSeq and is a predicted model, not a curated record. Gene Ontology annotation, molecular function: protein binding. The coding region runs from base 49 to 579 and encodes 176 amino acids. The transcript has a single exon.
GUAAGCCUCUCAGCAAAUAAUUUAGUUGGUGAGAUCCCUGAUGAGAUAAUGGAGCUGGUUCAAUUGCAAUUUUUGAAUCUUUCACAGAAUCAUUUGACUGGAAAGAUCCCUGAUAAGAUCGGCAACUUGAAGCAACUUGAAACACUUGAUCUAUCAAUGAAUGCACUCUUCGGUGCAAUCCCUGAGAGCUUAUCUGAUUUGUACUCAUUGAACUCUCUGAAUUUGUCACACAAUAAACUUUCAGGGCCAAUACCAUCAGGAAAUCAGCUUCAGACCUUGACCGAUCCAUCCAUCUAUGAAGGAAACAGUGGACUCUGUGGCAAACCGCUCCCAAAAAACUGCUGGGAACACAAAUCGCCUACUAAAAAUGGGCCCAUUCAUGAUGAUAAAGGCCACAGCGAGUCUGAUUGGUCUUGGUUUUAUGCUGGAAUAGGACCGGGUUUUGCUGUCGGGCUCUUGGGAGUUCUGGGAAUCCUUCUCUUCAAGAAGUCAUGGCGCUAUGCAUAUUUCAAGUUUAUAGAAAGUGCCUGUGACAAAAUCUGGGUAAAGACUACUCGCCUGAGGAGGAAGUUCCGUUGAGUAAGU